Parasteatoda tepidariorum (common house spider) is the source of this 2573-nucleotide messenger RNA. Lineage: Eukaryota; Metazoa; Arthropoda; Arachnida; Araneae; Theridiidae. The record is from RefSeq and is a predicted model, not a curated record.
AGCUGAAAAAUGAUAUCUCAUAUCAUUCCAGAUUGUAAUGUUUGGUCAAUAGUAAAUGGUUUUUGAAAAUGGGACUAUUCAGGAUAUUUUCCUGUUUUUAUUUAAAAUUAUGCGAUCAAAAAUUUCUCAGAAGUAGCAAAGUGUGAUCAUAUUAGGUCUCAGGGGUUUGUUCCAUGAGAUGGAAAGGCGGAUACGCCUAAAAACUCUUAAUCCACACAUUACUUGUAAGAUAUGCAAGGGAUACUUGAUUGAUGCAACAACUGUGAUCGAGUGUUUACAUACUUUUUGCAAAAGUUGUUUAGUUAAACACCUUGAAGAUAACAAUACCUGUCCUACUUGUGAAAUUGUUAUUCAUCAAAGUCAUCCUUUGCAAUAUAUAAGCUAUGAUCGGACUAUGCAGGAUAUUGUCUUUAAAUUAGUCCCCAACCUUCAACAAAAUGAAGUAAGACGUGAAAGAGACUUUUAUAAACGAAGAGGAAUGCCUUAUCCUAAAACUAUACCUAAUAAUUGCAUUGAAAAGGAAGCUGGCUUUCAGUCUUCUUCUUCCAAAGUUGAAGAUUCGGACUAUCAUAGAUCUGAUGAGCAGAUAAAUAUUCUGCUGGAAGCUCAAACAUCGGCAUUAAAGCAAAUGCGUAGAAAGUUUAUAAGAUGCUCAGCUCAAGUCACUGUGACCCACUUAAAGAAAUUUAUUGCAAAGAAAGUUUUUAACAACAUGGAUAAAUAUCGAGAGCCAUUUUGAACAAGAACGAUUCAAGCAAGAAGCGGAAAUUCCUGUCAUUCAUUAAGGUAAGUAGGUUCAAGUUGAGGAUGGGGAAGUGACAAAUUCUUAUUUCUCUCUGAUCAUUGGCUAUCAAUCAAGCGUAAAGGUGCAGCAUGCAGAUGAGGUUCUCUUUAUUUUUUCUUGUGUUUGUGUGGUUUGGAAUAAAGGGACUUUCGUUAGUCAAAUUCAUAUUUCAGUAGAAGGGAGUCUUGAAAUUUUUUUCAUGUCAAUGCUCAAGAAAGAAUGUGUAGGGUAGACAUAAGUAUGAUUUAUUUUAUUUUACCUUAAUUUUAAAGUUUUCAACUCAAUGAGUGACAAUGCAAUAAUGCAAUAAUAGAAUUAAGAUUAUUAAAAAGAUUUCCUUUGAUUGAUGAAAAUUGUAUUCUAUUUAUUGAUAAUAAGCAAGCUGUAAAUAUGCAAAUAUAAGUUUUUUUAUUAAAUUGUCAUUUGCUAUCAGAAGAAGUUAUCUAUAUAUUACUCUGCAUAGGCCUUCUCAUAAGAGCCUGACAAAUGUUACCUUUUUCCCCCCGCCUCCUAAAUGUUACAUGGUAUGGGGAAGAAGGAAUGUUUCUUAAGGACGUGUAUCCUUUUAGACCUAUUCACAUAAGAGCCUGACAAUGUUAAAACAUGACGAUUAGUUACCGUAAUUGAACUUGGCAAUAUGAAACCAAGCCAGCUUCUUCAGAAACUAAAAUUAAUAGCUACGGCGAAUAUCUCAGAAAAUUUAAUUAGAACUCUUUAGCUGGAAAAAUUGCCCGAUUCUAUUGGAACCAUGUUACUUGUAAGUGAAGAAAAUAUUUCAAAACUCGCCAAAAUGGCAGAAAUGAUAUAAGCUCAAGGAUUGAAAUUUUUGUGAUGAAGAAAAUGGCAACUCGAGCAAAUCCGUUGUUCCGGCUCAAACGAUGAGCUUUUAGAGCAAAUCCAAUCAUUAAAAGUGCAAAUUUCGAAAUUAAGCUGUAUUCGUUCAUCAAGAGCAACAUUUAAAGAUGCAAAAAAUCCAGGUUUUGUACAUUCCCGGUCAAGUAGUCAAAAUCGCAGGAAGCAAUUCAAUGAAAGAGGAAAAUAUUGCUAUUACCAUUUUAUGUUUGGCGACCGCUGCCAUACUGACAAAUGCCGCCAACAGUGCACUUGGAAUACAGAAAACACCAGACAGCAGUAGAACUAGUAGUAAACUAUGCUGCUGAAAGAAAAAUGUCUCUCGCCACAAAUUUCGUUUAUUUGUACAAGACAAAAACACAGGAAUGUGGUUUUCAGUAGAUUCAGGAGCAGACGUGAGCGCCAUUCCAGUAACUUAGGAAAAGUUAUCAGCAGAUAAUUUCAAGUUAAAUGCUGCUAAUAAAACUGAAAUUUUAACAUAUGGAAUUAAAAUUUUAACUUUAGAUCUAGGUUUGCGUGGAACUUUUCAAUUUCCUUGUAUUAUUGCGUAAGUGGAUAAAGCUAUUUUAGGAGCAGAAUAAAUUCAAACUACUGAUUGAUAUACACAACAAAAAGCUAAUUGAUACUGUUACUACUCUUUCAAUAAAGAGUUAAAUAACAAUGUCAGCACAUGAUGGUAUUAGUACAAUAGACAAAAAUUCUAAAUAUGCCAGAUUAUUAUCUCAAUAUCCAAAUAUCACUCAACCUAAUUUAUCUGUUUCUAAAAUUAAUCAUGGGGGUGAACAGUAUAUUACCACUCAAGGACAACCAGUUUAUGCCCGUUCUCGAGUUUUAGAUUUUGAAAGGUUGCGUAUAGCUAAACAAGAAUUUCAAUGUAUGUUAAAAAAUAACAUUAUCAGACCUUCAAACUCUCAAUAGGCUAGUCCAGUUCAUAUAG